Messenger RNA from Candida dubliniensis CD36, 1392 nucleotides. It is a transcript of the gene MDM10, whose product is annotated as Mdm10p. The transcript has a single exon. Gene Ontology annotation, cellular component: ERMES complex; SAM complex. Bases 1 to 1392 code for a protein of 463 amino acids. Gene Ontology annotation, biological process: protein insertion into mitochondrial outer membrane; mitochondrial outer membrane translocase complex assembly; phospholipid transport. NCBI's taxonomy places the organism in Eukaryota, Fungi, Ascomycota, Pichiomycetes, Serinales, Debaryomycetaceae. The record is from RefSeq and is a predicted model, not a curated record.
AUGUAUACAUACAUGGAAUACCUACAGAAAUGUUUUUAUAAAUCAACUAAUUGGAAUGAAGACAACAUAUAUUCUAAUAUUACUGCCACAUCACAAGCUCUUUUAGAUUUCCCCAUACCCAAUGGGUUUAAGAUUGAUUCUUCUUCCAAGACUACAGAUUAUCUGGCGUCGUCAUUCACAUUAUCUAAUCAUCACCAAAUAAAUGGAUCAUUAGCAUACUUAUACUCAUCCAUUCCAUUAACUAACACAAUGGGGACUAAAGAUGUUUCAUUACAAGAUGCCAUUGCUGGAUUUCGAAUAAUUGAACCCCUGGUUGGGUUAAGUUCCAAAUUGACAAAUAAUAUUAUACAAAAUCGAAGCUCUUUAUUAUACGGGAGAAUGUAUUUCCCAGGAUCAGCACUUGAAGCUAUGAUAAUCAAACGAAUUACGAAAAAUAGUCAAUUAUUAAUUAAAUGUGUCAAUAAUCCGCAUCUAGAAAAAAAUGGAACCAUGAUUGUAUAUUUGCAAAACAAUACAGCAAAAUAUCUGCGAGAAUUAAUUUAUUCCACCAACGAAGCAUUGAUUGGGUUGCGAUGUUUGUAUAAUCUUGGGAAUGAUGCUACUUCACAUAAUUUUCCUCAUGUGAACCCAGCUGUGAUUCCUAAAUUUGAUAAUUCUGUGAUAUCAAUAGGAACAGAAUUAUGGUAUGCGGCAAGAACAAUGAGUCCUGGGCUAUCAGCAGCAUUAAGAUAUUCAACCCGAUCAACAUCAACGGGGAAACCUCUCACCAUGACAUUGGCUAUAAAUCCAAUUGUUGGCCAUAUUUCAUCAACUUAUACAGUUAAAACCUCUGUGGCAUCAACUUUUUGUUCCAAAUACGAUUUCAAUGUAUUUUCUUAUGCCAGUAAUCUAUCGUUAGGAUUUGAAUUAUACAGUUAUGCCAAUAAAAAGAAAAAUACCUUUCCUAGUUUUGAACAUCAUGAAAUCUAUUCUUCCAGCGAAGAAAAUAAAUAUCUCAAAAAGCAUCCAGAAUUACAAAGGCAUCAUCGUGUUCCAAUAAAAUCUCAUAAAUAUCAAGGUAACAGAACAAUAAUAAAUCCAAUACAGAACUUAGAUAAUGUAUAUCAUAUCAAUCCCACCUUACUAUCAUCUACUACCAAUUCUCCUACCAAUAAUGAUAAUAGCAACACUAGUGAAACCGUGACCGCAGCAUUUCAAAAUUUGGUUAAUGAAAGUGAUUUCUCUAGUGUUUUUAAAUUUUCAACUAGUCUAAAUGAUAAAGUAGUGAAGAUUUUAUGGGAAGGUAGAUUAAAAGAUUUUUUGGUUAGUACAGGAGUUAAAUUAUCUUUAAAUCCAAUCACAAAUACCCCUGAAUUCAACAAACUAGGAAUUUCUUUCUCAUAUGCUCUUUAA